Centropristis striata (black sea bass) is the source of this 2600-nucleotide messenger RNA. RefSeq names its product E3 ubiquitin-protein ligase TRIM39-like. Gene Ontology annotation, molecular function: protein binding; zinc ion binding. The record is from RefSeq and is a predicted model, not a curated record. Lineage: Eukaryota; Metazoa; Chordata; Actinopteri; Perciformes; Serranidae. The transcript has 2 exons. The coding region runs from base 113 to 1783 and encodes 556 amino acids.
AAUGAAAGUUAACUGGCAGACAAGCUGCAGCUGAGACAAGUCUCCGUUUCUCUCUCGAAUAAAACUGAGUUCAUCAGGUUAUUCUCAACAACACAGCAGAGCAAACACUGAAAUGGCUGCUGUAAACUAUCUGCCAUCUGAAGAUCAGUUUCUGUGCUCCAUCUGUCUGGAUGUGUUCACUGAUCCGGUCACCACGUCUUGUGGACACAACUUCUGCAAAAACUGCAUCAAUGAACACUGGAAUACUCACGACCAGUACCAGUGUCCGAUGUGUGAAAUGGUUUUUGACACAAGACCAGAGCUUCACAUCAAUACUUUCAUCUCGAAGAUGGCUGCUCAGUUCAAACAGACAGCUCAACAAAAAGCAGACAGCAGAAGGAGUAGCGCCAGCAGCUUCAGCAGCAUCAGCAGCUCAGAGCAACAAGUGUCCACAACAGGAGAAGUUCUCUGUGACCUCUGCACUGGAACCAAACUACAGGCCUUGAAGUCCUGCCUGGUGUGUCUGGUCUCCUACUGUGAGACUCACCUGGAACCUCAUCUGACAAUAUUCGGCCUGAAAAGACAUCAGCUGAUCGACCCUGUGGCGAACCUGGAGGACAGGAUGUGUCUGAAGCACGAUAAACCCCUGGAGCUGUUCUGUAAGACAGAUCAGACAUGCGUCUGCAUGCUCUGCCCUGUUUUGGACCAUAGGACACAUGAGUUUGUUCCACUGAAAGAAGGAUAUGAACAGAAGAAGGCAACUCUGUGGAAAACAGAGGCUGAAGUUCAGCUCAUGAUCCAGAAGAGACAACUAAAGAUUCAGGAGAUUAAAGACUUGGUCGACCUCAGUAAGGAAAACGCAGACAGAGAGAUUGCAGAAGGUGUUCAGGUCUUUACUUCUCUGAAGGAGUCUGUUGAGAAAGCACAGGCCAAUUUCAUCGACACAGUCAAAGAGAAGCAGGAAACGACAGAAAAACAGGCUGAAGGCUUUACCAGAGAGCUGGAACAGGAAAUCUCUACGUUGUUGAAGAGGAGCACAGAGCUGGAGCAGCUCUCACACUCUGAAGACCACCUCCAUUUUCUCCAGACUGUCCAGUCCCUAAACACCCUCCAUCCAACACCCACCAAGAACUGGAGAGAGGUGAGCAUCUGUCCAUCAUAUAAGGGGACUGUGAUGAGAGCUGUGUCUCAGCUGGGAGAGACAAUCAGUGCAGAGAUGAAGAAACUGUUUACAGCUGAGCUGAAGAGAGUCCAGCAGUAUGCAGUGGACGUGACUUUUGAUCCUGAUACAGCACAUCCCAACCUCACCCUGUCUGAUGAUGGGAAAGUAGUGUAUCAUGGUGUUAAGAAAGACCUUCCAGACAACCCGGAGAGAUUUACUCUCAAUCGCUGUGUUUUAGGAAAGCAGAGUUUCUCUUCAGGCAGAUUUUACUAUGAGGUUCUAGUCGAAGGAAAGACUAAAUGGGAUUUAGGAGUGACCACAGAGUCGAUCAACAGGAAGACACAGAUCACACUGGGCCGUCUGUACGGUAACUACAGUUUAUGGUUGAGAAAUGUCAAUGAGUACACAGCUCUUGACACCCCUCCAGUUCGUCUCUCUCUAAAGUCUAAGCCCCGGAAGGUGGGGGUGUUUGUGGACUAUGAGGACAGUCUUGUCUCCUUUUAUGACGUAGAUGCUGCAGCUCUUAUGUAUUCCUUUACUGGCUGCAACUUCACUGAGAAACUCUUUCCAUACUUCUGUCCCAUGAAAAAUGAUGGUGGAAACUCUGCACCUAUGAUCAUCUGUCCCAUCAGUGAAGACUAAUCAAUUAUCUUAUUUCACAGCAGUUUGGUCAUAUAUCAUUCAUAGCCUGAUUUAUAGAACUUUUUUCUGAAAACAUUGUAAAAUCUAUUUUUUAUGACUGUUGACAGUGUUUUUUGACAGUGAUAAAAACUGAUAUCUAACAUUGCAAAAACUUUUGGCUGAAAUAUAUUAACAUAAUAAAACAAGAGUUUUUAACCUGGCUUUAUCAAAUGUUCAGAUUUCUGUUCUAUCAAAUAAGAUAAUGCAUCAUUUGGAAAAUGAAAAAGAGUUGGGACCCAGUUUACUGUAAAUACCCACAGGACUUUUAUAGGAAUAUAGACAAAACUACAACAAAUGCAGCAGCCUACAGUAGCACAAAAUAUUAUAUGUCCUAAUAAUAAAAAAAAUGCAUCAGAUCAAGAAUAUAAAAUCACUCCACUAAUAAAUAACAUAUAAGGAAUAAUAAUGCAAUAAUACAAUCUUUCACAAGGUUACAUUUGGCAGUUGGAGGCAUUAGCACCAUGCCAGUUGGAUUAGCUUCGUAAAGCUCCUCUGUGGAUGUAGAUGAAAGAUUCAUUUUGCCCUCUUCUUAUCUUUGGAAAGACAAAUAGCACUUUCUGUCUACAGUAACUGUGCCAGGUCAGACAGCUGAGCAAGCUCACAUGCGUUUCGGGAUCAAUGUAACAGCUUUUGAUGUUUUUUCCGUUCCUGGAUCUUGAAAUAAAGUUCAGGUUGGAUUUUGUCUAUUUACUAGUAUAUUUUAUUUUCUGAUUUUCUUGUUGUUGAUAUAUAUUGUAUCUACUGUAUGAUUUUAUGGUAAUAAAACAUCUUUACAUCA